ACUGUUGAGUAUCAUCAUUACUUGAUUGCUAUUUUUGCUGCUCAAUUGCUUGUCAAAAUUAUCACCACUGAGAUUCUGUUGACGUCACUUGACUGUUGUAUUGUUAUUGUGUGUGACUGACUGAUUGAUUGAAUUUGCAAACAAUCAACAAAAAAUCAUCUUGAAAUCUAAGGAACAUAACCAUUUCCUAUCGGUGAAUCAUUUUUGAUGAUGAUGAGUAACAAUGAAAUUCAUACGUUCGGCGUGGAGCCAAUCACAACACAUGCAUUCAAUUCGAAUAAAGAUAAAUUGGCCGUAUCACCAAACAACCAUGAAGUACAUAUUUACCAUAAAGAAAAUGGUGGCAAAUGGAAUCUAAAUAGUUCGUUGAAUCAUCAUGAUCUUCGUGUGACCAGUAUUGAUUGGGCCAAACGAACCAACCGAAUUGUAACCUGUUCGGCCGAUCGAACCGGCUAUGUUUGGACAUUGGUGGAUGGUGUUUGGAAACCGACAUUAGUAUUACUGCGAAUAAAUCGUGCCGCCACUUGUGUUCGAUGGUCACCUAAAGAGGAUAAAUUUGCUGUGGGUUGUGGUGCCAAACUGAUAUCGGUCUGUUAUUUUGAACAACAAAAUGAUUGGUGGGUUAGUAAACACAUAAAAAAAUCGAUAAAAUCUACGGUGACCAGUAUUGAUUGGCAUGCCAACAAUGCUCUAUUGGCAUGUGGUUCUACCGAUUUCCGAACACGAGUAUUUUCGGCCUACAUUAAAGAUGUGGAUAAAGCAAUAAGUGCCGAUGAAGUAAAAGCCACGUGGAAUGGUAAGACCGAUAUCGGUACAAUGUUGGCCGAAUUUCAUUCAUCUCAAGGUGGAGGUGGCUGGGUUCAUUGUGUGGCUUUUUCGCCGGACGGUUCUCGAUUAGCUUGGGUGUCGCAUGAUUCUAGCGUUUCAGUAGUAGAUUCUCGGAAAAGUAUGCAUCCUAUCAAUGUGCGAACUACAUUCCUGCCAUUCCUAUCAUGUGUUUGGUGUUCGGACAAUCUACUUGUUACAGCGGGUCACGAUUGUUGUCCUAUGCUCUAUUGUUACGAUGAUUAUAGUGGGGAGAUUAGAUUUUUGGCCAAAAUCGAUAAAUCGAAGAAAAAAGAAGCCGAUGGCUUCAGCGCAAUGAGAAAAUUUCGUGAUAUGGACAAACGUGCAUUGGUCGAGAAUACCGUUUCGAAUACCAUGCUCGAUACCGUCCAUCAGAACACCAUACUUGAGGUUAGACUUUAUUCGGAUUUUGAUUCGAAAUCCAGAAAAACCGAACAAGUCUCGACGGUUGGCGUUGAUGGUAAAAUGGUCAUCUGGGAUCUCAAGUCAAUCGAAUCUUCUUUGGCCAACAUGAAAAUCAAAUGAUGGAAUUGUUUGCAUGGGUCAUAUCGUGGAUCAUCAUUUUGCUAAAAUUGCUUGUUUGAUUUUAUUUGUAGCAAUCAAUGACGACACACACGCAUUCAUCUUUCUCUUUCCAAAUGUGCCUUG
Molecule: messenger RNA, 1494 nt
Organism: Dermatophagoides pteronyssinus (European house dust mite)
Lineage: Eukaryota; Metazoa; Arthropoda; Arachnida; Sarcoptiformes; Pyroglyphidae
Gene: Arpc1
Product: Actin-related protein 2/3 complex, subunit 1A
Biological process (GO): Arp2/3 complex-mediated actin nucleation
Cellular component (GO): actin cytoskeleton; Arp2/3 protein complex
Molecular function (GO): actin filament binding
Source: RefSeq, a predicted model, not a curated record